ACAUAACUGCAUGACUUGUGUGCUCUACACAAAUCUUUGAUCGUUAAAAAAAUGAUUUAGCAACUAUUCAAGUGAUAUUAUCUCAUAGCUGUCGUCAGCCAGUGUUUCCAGAGACAUUUGUAAAAACUGGUGACAUAUUCGAAAAAUUAGCUGUCACCGAAAAAUGGCUGCAGAUGAUAAAGUAUUCUUUACAAAAACAGUACAACAUUUGGCAAGAUCUUUGGCAGGAAUAAAACCCACACCAUGGGAGAAGGUGAAUCGACUCUUCAAGUUAUGUCCCCAAGAGUCAGGUCAAGGAGUUUUUCGUAUUGAUCAACGUGGCCAGGACGCAAUAAUAGCUCUAGGAAUUUACUUCCUGGAAUCAGACCUCCAACACAGGGAGAAAAUCCUCCCCUAUUUGCUACGUCUUCUACGAGGGCUGCCAAAAGUCGUCUGGCUGGACGAAAUAAGAGUGACACCAGUGGAAAGAAUUCCAGUGGCUGAACGAUUCAGCUUCUGCCUAAAUACUCUCCUGAGUGAUGUAGCAGCACGAGGAGAAACAGCAUGUGACGAGAUAAUAGCCACCCAGGUAGAAAUCCUCUCGGUAAUAACGAAUCUAAUCAGAAGUUGCAAAGAGCAAAAUGGAGCUCGUGGACUCCAGGCGAAAUUGUCCCUCUGCAAAUGUGUGGUGCCAGUUUUGUUUGGUCUGGCACGUUCUAUGGGACGAUUUGCUACUGUUGAUCCUCCCCUGCUCUGCAGGAUAUUUCCUCAGCCAGAGCCACCGAUGAAGAACAACAACGAGGCAUCACCCAACAAGAGACACAGGAGUUUCUCCAAUUUUCGACCAAUAAUUCCUCGAUCACUCAGUGGAAAUCUCAAUCCACACUCCUCUAUCGAUAGCACUCAGUCUGCAUUGACAGCUGGAGAAGAUUAUGCUCCCACGAAGAGACCGUCAUUGCAUUCUUAUUUAUCGGUUCCCUACGAUCCAUGCACUUAUUUUUUCACUCGAUACGGCUCGUGCUUCAAUCAAUUCCCGCAGAUGAGGUGCAAUGAGAGCCCUGAGAAGAGGACUGGACUGCUCUUCAGUAUUGUUCAUCUCCAGAGCGUUCUAGCUCUUGCUAAAAAAUUGUUGACCAAGGACACGUUGGCUUUCCUCGAUGAUGAGGCCCAGCAGAUUUAUUUCUCUGGACAAAUACAGAUAUUCCCUUACCGAUCGUUCAGUGAGACCAUGAAUCUAGUUAUGGUCGCUCUGCUCAGGGAAUUACUGCAGAAUCAACGAGAUCUUCCCGCUCCAUUCACAAGGGAUGUUCAGGAAUUUGUUAAAGGAUUAUUUCUCUCUGGACAGACUGAGCUCCAAUCACGACAGCACGAUGCCAGUGAGCGAGAGGACGCCGACACCAAUUUCAGGACAGUUAAUCGGUUUAAAGUGAAUGUCAUGGCGAAUUCUGCUUGUGUGGAUCUCCUCGUCUGGGCGAUUGGCGAUGAAACAGCAGCACUUGGGGAAUACGAUUUGGCCGCACUACUCGCGGAUCUCAGUUCCAUGCUCAUUGGCGAGGGUGCUGACAGUCUCUGCAGUCGACUAACAGAGAAAAUAAACUCGAAUCACGGUCCUAAGCUGGUGCUGGCGCACAUGCCACUGCUGAUGGUGUGUCUGGAGGGUCUGGGAAAGCUCGCCCAGAAAUUUCCGAACAUCGCGAUAACAUCUAAAUACAAUCUUCGGGACUUUCUGAUGAAUCCCUCUCCGAUUCUCGUUAAACUCCAUCGACAAUUCAGUGACAAAGUUGUGAAAGAUCCUCAAUUUCACACGACAGUGAUCCAAGGAAAAGAUGCUGAUAAUCACCGAUCAGUCUCGCCCUCGCAGGCUGCAUUCGAGAAACUUCGAGACGCAGCGAUUGGAAAUCUGUGCAUUGCCCUGGAGGCAGCACAGCCAGUCUAUCCAAACUGUGUGCCCGCUCUCGUCAGCAGUGCAUCAACGAGAAUGUGCAGUCUGGAGAAGAGUGACAACACUGAGAAAUUAUCGAAUCAACUUGUAGGCGAGAAUAUCAUGAUAAUGCUGGGUCACGUGGCAGUCGCCCUGAGAGACACUCCCAAAACUACGAGCAGUAUUUUACAAUUUUUCGAGCAGUGCUUCUGCAGAGAUCCCAGCGCCCUGGACAGCCUGAUAGUCGAUCAAUUGGGAUGUAUGAUAAUAGCUAAAUGCGAGGCACGAGGUGAAAUAAUGCAGAUGUUCUCAGUCUCCCUGGAGUCGAGUUGUGUUGCUUAUGGGACGAACUCUGAUAGGAAGCAAUACAGACACGUCACUGGGGCAGUGACAAAUGCUCUUGCUAAUAUCGCAGCGAAUCUCCAGGGUGAAGCUGAGCUGGACAAACUCCUCCUGCGACUACUCCAGCUGUUCGUGUCGAUGGGCCUCGAGGGGAAACGACAGAGUGAGAAAAUUGUCAAUAAUGCGACUUCAACGACGUCAACCAUGACGAAAGUUUCGAGUGUAGCUGGAAAUCUUGGAGCCUUGAUACCAGUCAUCGCUAUAUUAGUCAGGAGACUUCCUCCUAUCAGACACCCCAGCACCAGAGUUUUAAAAUUAUUUAAAGACUUCUGGCUUUAUUGCGUGGUCUUCGGUUUUGUACCAGUGGAGCCCCAAUCUGCUAGGCUCUGGCCAGGAGAAUGGUACGAGGGAGUCAAAGAAAUUGCCAUUAAAUCCCCAUAUCUGAUAGCUCAGACCAACGCCAAAUUGGAGAUGCGGGAGCUACAGUACACGUCAGCUGUUCGUAACGAGAGUGUUUCUCUGAGUGAACUCCAGGAGCUGCGAAAUCAAAUCCUCAGAAUGAGUAUUAGAUCAUCGGACAUUGGUGCGUACGUCGCCAAAAUGCAGUUCGCACAGAUUACUUAUUUGUUAUCUGUUUACUGGGUAGAGACAUUGCGCGUUGCCAACAGCUCUGAACCCAGUCUCGAGCCAAUAAUGGAGUACCUGAGUGACUCUGACCUGCAGAAGGAUAAAAGUGGAAUGUGGCAGUGCAUCUGUAGCGUUGGGGACUCUGUAUUUGCAAAAUUCAAGGACGUUAUGCAGAGAAAACCAAAGGACGAGAAACGUGAACGAGAGCUUGAAAAUCACACGCAGUUCCUUCUAGUCAAUUUUAAUCACGUGCACAAACAGAUCAGACGAGUUGCUGACAAAUACUUGAGUGCACUGGUCGAUGCAUUUCCCCAUUUAUUAUGGAACUGCAGAGUCCUGUGGAGUAUGUUGGAUAUUCUCCAGGUGUUGGCAUUCUCUUUGCAGUUGGAUCCUAACGAGGAGAGCCCAUCAUUGAGAAUUCCAGGAACUCCUUAUACAAUUCACCUGAUGGAUUCCCUAGAGGCGCGAGAAAUAAUCGUCAAGGAUUUCGCAGCCAGAUGUAAAGGAAUCGUCCAGGAGGCGAUGAAAUGGGCGCCCCACGCCACAAGAUCUCACCUGCAGGAGUAUAUAAAUCAAAUUCCCUCCUCAGGGAUGUGGCAUCAUGCAGGAUUGGCUCUGGCCACAGAUUCAGUAUUAGAGUUCGUUGAUUUGGCUGCCCCAACCACUGGCCCUACAAACACAAACUCCUUGGAUAAGAGACCCAGAGGAACCAAAGGUGCCAGUUCCUGGCUGCUCUCUAUGAUGUCAAGGAGGUCGUGGUACGCUGGAGAGGUCACUGGAAUGCUGGCGCUUGCCCACGCAGAGACGUCAUCAGAAGAGCAAUCCCUCGAGGAUGGCAGAAGAAUAGUAAUUGAUCGAGUAAUUGGGGCUGUAGAACACGCAUGUCACAGUCAAAACGACAAACUCCAUCAGGCAGCCCUUUGGCGAGCCACAGCCCUCUUAAUUUCCAUUCCCGGGGUUCACAGGCGACUUCUCCACACAGUAGCUGGAUCUCAGAUCAAAUUAUUCACUCACAAUGCGAUGCUAACAGCUGUCGAGUGCUGGCAGUGGAUUUUGACAGCUCGUCCUGACCUCAAACUCCGUUUUCUCCAGGAGAUGCUCGGGGCAUGGCAGCACACGGUGGACAAAAAAAUGGGACUAUUCUCGCCAGGAUCGGAGGAAGUCAGUCCCCUGGCUGUUUACGAGGGUUGCGAGCUAGAUCCCAAUCCACCUUACGUUAAACCACACGAGAUAUGGGUGGCAUUUAUCGUGGAAUUAAUUGAAACAGCGAAGUACUGCUGUCAAGAGACCGUCGAGAUGAUUGCAAUGCUGUUGCAUCGAUCAUUACCAAUGACCGUUGGAGCCAGUGGAGAGGAGCCUAUCCUCAACAGACACGUGGCUGCUGUUGGGGCGCGUUUUAAAUUAUUAUCCUGUGGCCUUCUUCUCUUGCAGGGUGACACUUUACCAAAAUCACUGAGUAAAAAUGUUCUUCGCGAGAGAGUGUAUUGCAAUUGUCUGGAUUAUUUCUGUCGUGAGAGGCAGACACCGACUCAGGAGCCUGACCAAUUGAGAGAGGAUAUCGUGACGUUGAUGAGAUUCUGGCAGGUGAUGCACAGUGAUAAAAAGUACCUGAUGAUGACUGGUGAGGGUGAUUUUGAGAUGCUCAUAGAGCAUCAGACGAGUUUAGUAGCGAACGAUUCUAUAUCGACGAUUAAUUCAUUGGCUCCAUCGAAGGAUACCAUGAAACAGCCAGCAAGUGUCUGGAUUAAUACUGUACCACUUUCAACAAGUAGUAAUGCCCUUGGAAAGAGAAGCAAUCGAAGUAAACGAAUGAUGCACGGUAAUGUUUUCGUCAAGGACUACAUAAAGAAGAGGAAUUUAAUUCUGGAGCUGUUGGCUGUAGAGAUCGAACUCCUCUUGGUAUGGCACAAUCCUGGAGGCAGGCAGGAGCUUCAGGUCCCCGGAGAGGCCUCAAUUGCUGAAUGGAGAGCUAAAUCAAUGAAUGAACGAUGGCGGGAUUACACUAGACUUGCCUGGGACAUCAGUCCUGUUCUCGCAGUGUUUUUACCUGUUCGUUUGAGAAAUUCGGAUACGAUCAUCAGGGAAGUUUGUAGAUUAGUCAGACUCAAGCCAAUUCCAGUGAUGCAUGUGCCCGAGGCUCUCCAGUACCUCGUCACGACUGAUUCGUUGUUGAAUGAUUCUCCUGAGCUGGUGUUCAUGCUCACCUGGGCGAGAAUAUCACCGAUUCAGGCGUUGGCUUAUUUUUCUCGACAGUUUCCACAUCAUCCCAUAUCUGCACAGUACGCUGUAAGAGUUCUUGGGAGUUAUCCCGCUGAUGCUGUCUUGUUUUACAUACCACAGUUGGUUCAGGCUGUUCGUCAUGACUCCAUGGGUUACGUUAUUGAAUUUAUCAAGGCUAUUGCUAAAAGAUCACAGGUUGUGGCUCAUCAGCUGAUCUGGAAUAUGCACGUCAAUAUGUACAGAGACGAGGACAAGCAGAUCAAGGAUCCUGAUUUAUUUGACACUCUUGAUGCAUUGGUCAAGGCCAUUCUCUCCUCACUCUCUGGACCUGCCAAGCAAUUCUACGAGAGGGAGUUUGAUUUCUUCGAGAAGAUAACGAAUAUCUCUGGGGAGAUAAGACCCUAUCCUAAGGGCCCUGACAGGCGGGAAGCCUGUCUCAAGGCUUUGAGGAAUAUCACGGUGCAGCCUGGGUGUUAUCUACCCUCCAAUCCUGAGGCUAUGGUCAUUGAUAUCGAUUACAAGAGUGGGAGACCUCUCCAGAGUGCUGCCAAGGCUCCUUUCCUCGCUCGAUUCAAAGUCCAGAAGUAUGGGAUUAAGGAGUUGGAGAAUAUUGCGAUGGCAGUCUCUGCCAAUGGAAAAGUCGAGACCAAGUGCGCUGGACAGGAAGUCUGGCAGGCUGCUAUCUUCAAAGUUGGGGAUGACGUGAGACAGGAUAUGCUGGCACUACAAGUCAUUGGGAUUUUUAAGAAUAUUUUCCGGAAAGUCGGGCUGAAUUUAUUCCUGUUUCCUUACAGAGUUGUCGCCACUGCACCUGGGUGUGGCGUAAUUGAAUGCGUACCAAACGCUGAAUCCCGCGACCAAUUGGGACGUCAAACAGACUUUGGAAUGUACGAGUACUUCCUGGCGAAGUACGGGGAUGAAACAAGCAAGGAAUUCCAGACUGCCCGACGGAACUUCGUCAAGUCCAUGGCUGCGUACAGUGUUAUUACAUAUCUCUUGCAGAUAAAAGAUCGUCACAACGGCAAUAUUAUGCUCGACGACGAGGGUCACAUAAUUCAUAUCGACUUUGGAUUUAUGUUCGAGAGUUCACCAGGCGGUAAUCUAGGAUUUGAACCUGACAUCAAGCUCACCGACGAGAUGGUACUGGUGAUGGGUGGAAAAAUGGAAGCUGCACCUUUCAAGUGGUUCAUGGAAUUGUGUGUGCAGGCAUUUCUUGCUGUCAGGCCUUAUCAGGAGGCCAUUAUUUCUCUAGUCUCGUUGAUGCUCGAUACUGGAUUGCCCUGUUUUCGGGGUCAAACUAUCAAAUUAUUGCGCAGUCGAUUUGCACCGAUGGCUAAUGAUCGAGAUGCUGCUGCAUUUAUGCUGAAUGUCAUUCGCAACAGCUUCCUCAAUUUCCGUACAAAAACAUACGAUAUGAUACAGUAUUAUCAAAAUCAAAUCCCUUAUUGAUUAUCGAACUGGUCACGGCCUGUAAAACUGGUGCCAAUGAAUCAUACACUAUUAUCUUCGGUUUGUAAAUACUUGCAUUGCUAGCAAUUGGGAGAAAUCUCUUAUGAGCUGCAAUGAGGGGAAGUAAGAACGGGGAUGAUGUAUUGUAAUUGUGAAUUAAUCAUUGUAAACUAUUGAGAAAAAUUUAACUUAUCAAAUUUUCUGAUUUUGGUCCAUGUAUUAUGGCUACCUGCACUGUAACUCAUUCCAUUUUAUUUACUCGCUAUGAUUGUAUUCAAUGAGAGA
Messenger RNA from Fopius arisanus, 6823 nucleotides. RefSeq names its product phosphatidylinositol 4-kinase III alpha (gene Pi4KIIIalpha). Gene Ontology annotation, cellular component: cytoplasm; plasma membrane. Gene Ontology annotation, biological process: phosphatidylinositol phosphate biosynthetic process; phosphatidylinositol-mediated signaling. Gene Ontology annotation, molecular function: 1-phosphatidylinositol 4-kinase activity. The record is from RefSeq and is a predicted model, not a curated record. The coding region runs from base 164 to 6538 and encodes 2124 amino acids. Lineage: Eukaryota; Metazoa; Arthropoda; Insecta; Hymenoptera; Braconidae. The transcript has 6 exons.